Molecule: messenger RNA, 2415 nt
Organism: Diaporthe amygdali
Lineage: Eukaryota; Fungi; Ascomycota; Sordariomycetes; Diaporthales; Diaporthaceae
Exons: 1
Coding region: 1-2415 (804 amino acids)
Source: RefSeq, a predicted model, not a curated record
AUGAGCAUGAGCAUGAGCAUGCACAUGAGAGCUGCUCUCAGUCGCAGCCACUCUCUCACCACCACUCCUGUCGGUCUCUUGCCCUUGCUGUCGACAUGGCGCCCCAUCUCGUCCCUAUCAAACUGCUCCUCGCCUCACAAGCCCAGACACAGACCUCUGCGCACGCUGAGUCCAGGUUCCCGCAACAACAGCACGUCACCCCAGAAGCUAUCGCGGUCUGCUGUCAAAAUAGAGAGCAAUGACAUCAAUUUUCAGUCUGUUUCCUCUUUUGACAAAUUCGCGGAGCAGGCCGUCCGAGAAAAGACCACAAGCCCUGGCACCCCUCAGAACGAGCCCACUUACAAGGCCCCAUCUCACAAUCCUCGUCUGCUUUUGCUGCAACUCUUCGAACGCCUGGUAGAGCGCGGUCUUCUGCCUCAGAUUACCGCUCAGCCGCAUUCUUCUUCUUCUUCUGCCGAUGGCGAACAAGUCUGGACUGUGACUAUAUCUCUGCCUGAGUGGGGCAUUGAUGUCAAGGGUCGUGGCUCAAGCAGACUGUUUGCAGAAGUCGCCGCCGCUACUCAGUUCGACCUCGCGCUGAGUAGCCCUGAGGCUGUUGCCAAGUUGCAGUAUUAUCCACGGAGCCAUGUCUCGUCCGAUAAUGCGAAUCACAUAGUACAGUCAUACUGGCAGUUUGCUCUGAACUCCAGCGGACCCCUCAAGCACACUAUCACGAAACUCGAGUCGGGGGCUUAUGAGGCUCGCACGUAUGUAGGGAGCACCGACAUUGGGGAGCCUGCGACGUCGGCUGUGAAGAAAGUGGCCAGAGGCAUACAGAACUUAAGCCUGGCCCUUGCAGUCGCUACAGGUCAUCCGGGUUUGUGGCACGCUGGCCUUCAGGAUCCCUUCCAGCCCAAGAUUGUGCUUGAUCACCCACGCUGUGAAAAGCUGCAGCACUUUAUCACUGCCGCAACUGACUACCUCCGUUCAACGCCCAAUUUCUCACACGGCAGUCGUUACGAGGUCGCCCUGAAACCUUCCUCCCAUAGAACCGGUGCUAUAGAAGAAGGAGAGUCUGAGGCUGCAAAACAACGCGAUAUCCCUGAAAUCAACUCAUGGCUUACGGCCUUGCCGUUCCCGCCCUCUACGGCCAAGAUGCUUGUUGUGGCUGCGAGCACCAGGUGCCUUGAAGGUGCCAUCUUAGUCGCGGCUGUCGAGAAGUAUUCUGUCUAUCGGGAUGGGGCCCGUCGCGGUAAAGAAGAGGAUGGUUAUCAAAAUUCAGCUCUCUCAAAUGUAAUGGAAGGCGAUCAUGCAGGUAUGGUCCUGUUUUUCAAGCGACUCCGAGAACUCCUCAGAAAGACCCAAAACAUCGAAAUCCAAAACGACCCAGGGGACCUUUCCAAGCCAAACCUCAGCGCACAAAGUCAGACCAAGAGUGUCGUGACACCCGGUACGAAUCGUAUGUCAAACCAUCACGAGGAGUCAUCAUCGUCAAUCAACAACUAUCCCGGACUCGCUGAAUACCCAUUCACAAUUGAUGUUGAAAGUUUCAGGCGUUUCGCUCAUUUUAAUCCUGACGCAAUGGACUCAGUCAGUGCUGCCGCCAGAGGAAUUGAGCGCGUUUUGGCCACAGCUGGUCUUGUCAGUUACCCUGAAAAAACUUACAUGAGUGUGCCAGGAAGCAAGCUCCGAGUACGAGCAGAACCCUAUGGCGGCGCCUCUUUGAGCCACAAUAUGCACAGGAAUAACAUGUUGCGCCAUCUUCUCGUGCUAGGUUUCCCUGAGAACAUUGCUCAACUUGGGCACCGCAGCUUGGUCCCUGGACAACCGCCACAGCUGCGAAUCGACUCUCAGGAUGUGCACAUAGACUCGCCACUCCGAGCACACAUGCCUAUGAAGCAGCUUUCCAAGAACUUGAAGAAUGGUGGCUUGAUGAUUCUUACUGGAGCGACUGAAUCCCCGGCUGGUGGCGGCCUCAGAGCUCGUUAUUGCACCCCUAUCUCGACAUGGCAAGCUGUGCUCUUAGGGAAAGAUCUGUCACUUCCAGAUGGCAGUGAGACUCCCGUGAUAGGCGCUGCCCAGGUCAUUGUCAACAACUGGCUUCCGGUCCUUAUCAAGUCCGAGGUGGAGGGAGUCUCCAACGAGCAGGCCCGGGAUAUGCUCUUCGAGGCGCGUGAGGCGCUCCGCCGCGCGAUCGACAAGGCGAUUCACGAUUACUUCAGAUUCUCGUGGCAAUCACUUGGCUUCUAUAAGUUGUUGGGUGAAUUCCCAAAUGAGCGCGGGUUCGAAGCCGAGGCGCAGUCCAAAGAGCAGCAGGAUGCAAUGGGGGAUGGGGCGCGAGGACCCACUGCCGCUGCGAUCAGGCAUCCAGCUACUCCCAAACAUGAGAACACCCACAAAGGGAAAGUCCAGAGGUCGAAAGCCCAAGAAAAUUGA